This is a messenger RNA of Dacryopinax primogenitus, 2271 nucleotides long. RefSeq lists its product as uncharacterized. The record is from RefSeq and is a predicted model, not a curated record. Bases 1 to 2271 code for a protein of 756 amino acids. NCBI's taxonomy places the organism in Eukaryota, Fungi, Basidiomycota, Dacrymycetes, Dacrymycetales, Dacrymycetaceae. The transcript has 5 exons.
AUGGAACUUCACCGUAUUCCAGACACGGUGCUCGACAUUAUCGUCGGAAACAUCGUCUUCAUCUCACCAGCGAGUGUCCCUGCACUUCUCUCAUCGUCCGCACGAAUUCGAUGCUCCACUUUGCGCGCGCUCUUCAGCACGGUGACCAUUCCGGAUGAUACGCGUCACACAUUAUCCCCGGAGGACGACGCGUACAUUCCUCUCGGUGAUAAACAUGCUAGAGCGUUCCUUGCAGAGCCUGAGAUAUAUGGCGCAUAUAUCAAGACUUUGAAGAUCACCGACCCUGUCAUCCUCCACAACGAGAAUUGCUCUAACAAUAACCUCUUCCUCUUCACAGGAGGGACAAGAAAAGAACCCACCGGUCUGCUGACUCCAGUCCCAAUCUCUACGCAUACUAUAGACCUGUGGCUGCGAUGUAUACCUAGCCUUCAGAACUUCAUCUGGUGCUCCACAAGCCUUCCCCCAGAUGGCAUCUGCGAAACCCUCGGGCUUCAUAGCAAAAUGCUCCGCUGCUUCGCUUAUGAACCUGCUUCAUCCCUUCUGGUUACUCCUGUUGAGAAGGGCGUCGGAUGCAGUGUCACUCCUUCAUCUCUAUCAACUUCCCCAAUUACGAACCAUAUCUGUAUCUCGACUUUCACAAAGUGGUACACGAGCGUUAUCACACUUAUUACGAUUAUGCUCCGCGUCAGAGUCAUUGACGUUGUCUGGUUUGACGAAGAGCUAUGCGAUGCUAUUGCAGGACUCGAACGACUCACGUCUCUCACAAUCGGAACUUCUGGAACAACCCUGAGGGAUCGAGGUCUACAGAGACUUAUCGGCGGCUGCCGUUCUCUACAGCACCUUUCUCUGCGAGAUGUCGAAGGUCGUAUCUCAAGAUCGUUCUGGUCAUCCGUAAUCCUCCCUCCAUCACUGCGAUCGUUCGUCAUAUCCAUGUCUGAAUCCGGGCCACAUCAUUCGUGGACUGCUGAUCAUCUUUAUUCUCUCGCGAACCUCUCUCUAUCUCACCUUGAAAGUAUUCGUAUCAAGCGCGUUCUCAAUCCCAUAAUCGAUCUUGGUUUCGAUGCACCCGUUGAUGACGUUGGUCGUUGGCCUGGGACUCUUAUACCCAGCGAACUUGCCGAGUCGCUCAAAGGUAAAAUCCGAGUGUUAGACUGUGACUGGUGGCUCUGGAGCCUUGGCGAUCUGCGAACUGUGCUCGACCGCUGCCCCGAUAUGGAAGUGAUUAGGAUUGGACUCGAUGUGCCCUUCACGAAGAUAUUCAGCCUUACCUCUUGCUUGUCUGCUCUGCGAAAUCUGCGCGCGAUCUCUCUCUGUGUCCCUGCUGAGCAUGCACCUCAGAGCCCAAUCCCCAAAGAUGUGCCAAUCUGGUGUCCUCCUUCUCCGGUCACGCCAGUGAUUCCCCAUCUGCCACCUACACCCUUGUCUUCUCCCGUUAAGCGGGCUACAUAUGCCACAUAUCGCGUUUCUGAGUCACCUACACCGCCUAUGGAGACGGCUUGUACAGGAAUGACCGAUCCCGCUCUUCCUUCAUUACGAGAUAUCAAAAAACUUGCGAAGAAGUGUCAGAAACUGGAAAUACUUGGCGAGUCACGUGGUACCUGGACGAUCGACAGAGAGCCACUUUUUAAAGUCAACUUUCUGGAGCCAACCGAGCCUGACCAUGUGAUCUCGAAUCGGAUCCGAUGGGAGCAAUCAGUUGCAGCGGCAGGUCCGAAGCCAGAGCUUCGGGAUAAUCACUCAUGGAUCGAGAGCGACUGGCACCGGGAAGAGAUAGAGAAAGAGCGAACGCGCAGGUUUGAGAAGCAGCAAGAAGUCGAGCGAGAGAAACAGCGUCAGCUGGAAAAGGAGGAGAGGAAGCGCGAGCUGGAGAAGCUGAAGAGCCCCUCUGUGCCCAUUUCGCCCGCGCUGCCCGUAUCUCCUACUUCGGCGAUUGCUCCGACCGAAGACGCUCACCCGUUUCCUUUGCCGGCGGCAACACGGUUGUCAAAACAGAAACCUAUCCAGCCGAUUAAAGAAGCUACGAACCACGGACCUGCGAUACCGAGCACCUCAAGGACCCGGACAUCAGCAUCCGCCAGCAAUGUGAAACGUGGUGGUGGUAGAGGCCGUGGAUCAGGAUGGUCGCACAGUGCCCGUGCUGAAAAGCCGAGUGCUGAAGCACCUUCGGGCCGUGCUCGUCGCUCUUCGGCCGGAGCGAGUCGUGGAGGUGGACGAGGCAGAGGAAGGUCUAUAACUAGAGCCACCGCAGUCCGAGUUGGGCUUGUCCUUUGA